AUGCACCCUUUUUCCGUCGUCACCCUUGCCAUCUUUGUAGCUGGCUACGGUACUGCUCGAUGGGAUCUUGUCACACGUCUCUAUGAGCUUGCACUCUUUGCCUGGGAUAAGGGAGUUAUUACUCGCGCCGCGCAAGGAUUCGCCUUCUUGACACUGGUCUUCUUGGUCGUCUUUCUACCUGUGCAUCAUCUCGCCCGACUCGAAUCUCAAUUGGUACGACGCCCACUUUGUUGCGCCUCGACGCUCCGAGACAUUGCGCUUGGCAUCAAUGCCAGUGAUCGUCCUUUCUAG
Messenger RNA from Pestalotiopsis fici W106-1, 291 nucleotides. RefSeq lists its product as uncharacterized. Lineage: Eukaryota; Fungi; Ascomycota; Sordariomycetes; Amphisphaeriales; Sporocadaceae. The coding region runs from base 1 to 291 and encodes 96 amino acids. The record is from RefSeq and is a predicted model, not a curated record. The transcript has 2 exons.